Penicillium canescens is the source of this 1632-nucleotide messenger RNA. RefSeq names its product cyclin family protein. NCBI's taxonomy places the organism in Eukaryota, Fungi, Ascomycota, Eurotiomycetes, Eurotiales, Aspergillaceae. Gene Ontology annotation, molecular function: cyclin-dependent protein serine/threonine kinase regulator activity. The record is from RefSeq and is a predicted model, not a curated record. Gene Ontology annotation, cellular component: cyclin-dependent protein kinase holoenzyme complex; centrosome; cytoplasm. The transcript has 4 exons. The coding region runs from base 1 to 1632 and encodes 543 amino acids. Gene Ontology annotation, biological process: mitotic cell cycle phase transition; regulation of cyclin-dependent protein serine/threonine kinase activity.
AUGGAUGCGAAGAGAUUCCGCGUCUGUGGGGACGAGAACGUGCCCCCGUCGUCCUUGCAAAACCAUAAGACAAUUCACCAGCGCAACAAGUCCAGCCCGGCUCUGAACAUGAUGGCUCAGAACGGCACGAAGAACGGAGUGCGUCGUGCCUUUGGCGAUGUUAGCAACACCAAGCGUACCAGCCGCGACGAUUCUGUCCUGGUUGGAAAGCCAACUACUCUGCCUGAGAAGGGUGGAAUGUCUCAACCGGCCCAGCGACAGAUCCCUCUUGCUGUAACCAAGGGACUCGUUGACAAGGUCACCGGGGCCAAGCCAAUGAACCCUGCCGGGAAAGCCCAGCCGGCAUACAAGACCACGAAGCGCAACAACACUAUCUUCAAAGAUCAACUGCAACCCGUCCCCGAGAAGGACACAUCCAAGGAAAACAACCGGACCAUUGAAACUGUCCAAGCCCCGGCGAAGCUCGUCGAAGCCAAUGUCAAUGCCAUCAAGGAAGCUGAGAAGGCUAACGUUGCCCCGGAACCAUACAAGGCGCUUCACGAGGAACUGCCAAGCCACAUCGAAUCCGACGCGACCAUUUCCGAGCCCGAAGACAUCAAGGAGGUACAAGCUAAGGAGAUAGUGUUGGCCGUGUCGGAACCAGAAGAAUACUGGGACGAAGAUGAGACCGAGUACUACGCCGCUCCGACCUAUCCCUCGCGUGGAGACAAUACCACCGGCGGAACUGCUGUUAUUUACCCGAAGAUGAAUGCCAUGACCAGGCGUCAGAUGUUCCUGGCCAAGGAUAUUGUUGAGAGCCAACUGACCGAGGAGGAUAUCAUCGAAGAUAGAUAUGACACCACCAUGGUUGCAGAAUACAACGACGAGAUUUUCUUGCACCUGCGACAGAAGGAGAUUGACAUGCUUCCUGUCCCUGACUACAUGGCGAACCAAUCCGAGAUCCAGUGGUCCAUGCGUUCAGUUCUCAUGGACUGGCUCGUCCAGGUACACCAACGCUUCAAUCUGCUUCCUGAGACUCUAUACCUCACUGUCAACUACAUCGACCGCUUCCUAUCCCACAAGAUUGUUUCACUGGGCAAGUUGCAGCUUGUGGGUGCAACUGCCAUCUUCAUUGCGGCCAAGUUUGAAGAGAUCACCGCUCCUUCGGUCCAGGAGAUUGUUUACAUGGUUGACGGCGGCUAUUCUGUGGAUGAAAUCCUGAAGGCUGAGCGUUUCAUGCUUACUAUCCUCGACUUUGACCUGGGAUGGCCCGGCCCAAUGAGUUUCCUCCGACGCAUCAGUAAAGCUGAUGAGUAUGAUCUCGAAACUCGUACUGUGGCCAAGUACUUCCUUGAGCUCACCAUUAUGGAUGAGCGCUUUGUCUGCACUCCCCCAGCUUUGUUGCUGCCGACCCCUGCCCAUGCUUUCUACAGCGGCUACCUUUAUGCCCAGCUAAUUCCUGUGCUCCUUACUAUGCUCGACUGCUGUGAGAACCCUCGCCGUCACCACGCGGCCAUCUUCGAGAAAUAUUCCGACCGUCGCUUUAAGCGCGCUUCAGUAUUUGUUGAAGCCGAGCUCGCACAUGACUUCGCCCUCCCAGAAGUCUCCCAUCUGAGUGACCCUGAUCGCCUGGACGGUACGGCCAAUUUCUAG